Messenger RNA from Dimorphilus gyrociliatus, 1537 nucleotides. The record is from the annotation of a GenBank genome assembly. NCBI's taxonomy places the organism in Eukaryota, Metazoa, Annelida, Polychaeta, Dinophilidae.
AGUUAUGCGGUGUAUUUUCAUUCCGUUAACAUUCUCCGCCUUAUUCUUCCUUACGAAAUCAUGUCCAGCGGAAGAAUGCAGCUGCAUCGGGGAUGAAGUUUUAUGCGAGGACCUUCAAUUGAACAAUAUACCAUCAUUUAAUUCUUAUAACCACCGCUUAUGGGAUUUAUUGGAUUUACAAGGAAAUAAUAUUUCAUUACUACCUCGAUUCUCAUUCUCCUCUAUUCAUGUUAGAAGACUUAUACUGAGGUCCGUUUUCAAACAUUUAAUAGCAGAAAAGUUGUUAAUAGACUUAACGAUUAGGCCAAUGUUUAAAAACUAGCGAAAGGGAUAUACCCUGGAGAGAAAACUUGUAUAUCUUUACACUUUUCUUUCUCUUCAAUUCCCACCCAUCCGCCCACUUUUUUUUUCUUAUUUAGAUUUAUUGCUUUCGAAAUUAACUUAACCAUUUGAGCAUAAAUUGAAUAUUCAAUCAAAAUAAAUUCUAUUACCUAAUAGGCUGAGAGAGAGAGAGAGAUACUUGAAUAUUUAUUGCAUUUUGGAUAUUUAAAUUAGUAAAAGAAACAAGAAAAAAAUUUCUAUCAUAGAUAAGUUUGUUCUGUUAUUUAAGAUGAAAAUGUUCCUCAGUCGUAAUCCUAUUUCAUCAAUUCAUUCAGACGCUUUACAUUCUCUUAGUCACGAUCUAAUUGACUUAAGAAUUUCCCGUUGUCGUCUGGAAGUAAUUAGCAAUAAUUUUCUAUCAGAAAUGAGUAAUUUGAUCCAACUCGACUUAUCCGAAAAUUUCAUUAAUACUUUAGGAGAUUCAACAUUUUACGGUUGUCCGAAUCUAGUCGAUUUAAGACUUUGGGGUAAUCAAAUAAAUAUAUUAACAAAUAAAACUUUCUACGGGUUAAGAAACUUGGAAAGAUUGGAUCUUAGCUAUAACGAAUUAGAGGAAAUCUUGCCUGGACAUCUUUGGUCUUUAAAGACAAUUACUACCCUAGAUUUAUCAGGAAAUAGACUUAGAGCUCUAAAGAAUAGAACAUUUGAACAAUUAACUAAUUUAAAAAAACUCUUCGUUGACCGAAAUAGAUUAAAGAUUAUCCAAACGGAAGCAUUAAAAGGAUUAUCAAAUCUUCAAGUUUUAACUAUUCAAUUUAAUAGCAUAUCAACAUUGUACGAUGGUAGUUUUAAAUUUUUAUCAAACCUUCAGUAUUUAGAUUUAUCCUCAAACGAAAUUCAAGUUUUAUGGAGAAAAACCUUUUACGGAUUAGCUAAAUUAUUCUGGUUAAGAUUAUCUAAUAAUCGAGUAACAGAACUACACGAUGAUACAUUCCACUAUACAAAGGUUUUAAAGCUACUAGAAAUGGACGCGAAUAAGUUGAAAAGGAUUACUUCGAUCCAAGUGAAAUCUGUCAAUUUAACAACUUUAUCGCUACUGCAAAACGAUCUGGAAUGCAAUUGCGAGUCGUUCUGGUUAAAAAUCGGCCAAGUAUACGGCUAUUGUGAGAAAGAUAGCAAAAUAUUUGUUUUGGGGCUCGAAUUUGAUUGGUGCUGA